GGUUUUUAAAUGAUACAAUUCAAAUCGGGGAUAAUGUAUUUGAAUCCGAAGACAAGUGAAGUUUGGCCUGGCUGCUCGGACCAUUAGAAUCUGGCCACACGGACGGAUUUCUCGUCAAACUAGUCCAUGGUUUCGAGGCGUGUGCGUUUUACUUUCUCAGUGUGUCACAUUUCAACAGAGUGACAGAAGGCAAAUAUUUAUGGUACACUUUAGUCUGGAGUCUGAACAUAAAAAGUUAUAUCGAGAGAGACAUUUUACCAGAAAUUGUGAUGGUCAUGGAAUUUCUGAAGGAACCAACUUAAUUUACAUGAUAUUUUAAUUACCGACUAACAGACAAUGUAACAAAAUGGAUCAGGUCACCCUCCCACUAAAUUUUUAAACUUUGUGAAAAGUAAACAAUAUUGAUCUUGUGUUACGUUAAACACCUGACAAAGCUGCUGACAUUAAUUUAAACGACUGGUGCCUUGGUGAGGAAGUCAGAAAACAAGAAAUUUGUCAGUACUGGUCAGUUAGUGUCCAUUUUCCUCGUGGUCAUCAGCAUGCCUUGCCGUGUUGAAAUUGACUGGAUAGCAUGUAUAGUCGAGAUUAUAGGGACCGUCUUUUUUAUUCUUGGAAUUGCUACUCAGCACUGGUCAGUAUCCAACGAUGGAUCGGCUCAUUCCGGACUCUUCACGUCCUGUACAAGCUCCGGGCUAUGUUACGACACGCACGUGUUUUAUGAUCAGUACGCAGAAAAGGGUCAGAUCAUUUGUGCGGCCGUGUUUACACUCCUUGUGAUGGCAGGAUUCUGUUUAGUUUUGCUUCUCAUGUUGCUGUACAUGUGUGGACUUUUCGAAGAGAAAUCUGUUGGAUUGCUAGCUGCUGUUUCAUCCUAUUUAACAGUGUUGGUCGGCUUUGUCGGAAUUAUUGUUUAUGGAUCUGCCAUCAACAAGGUGUCCCAGACGGUCAGUUGGUCGUGUGGUAUGGCGAUCAUGGGACUGCUUAUUAAUCUGGUCGGUGGUAUCCUAAUGCAUAUUGGGAGUCAGAGGUUCAAACCUAACCUUCCAUUACUACCCCCCACCCCAGCUAAAAGGGGACAGCCCUUUACGGUAUCACAACAUCGUAUGAGUCGGAGACUCACUAACAAACGUGCAAUAUUACCACGAUAACAUCCUAUUCUGUACUUUAUAGCUGACAUUUUGAUAUAAAGCAAAUGGAAAAUCGGGUUCAAGGUCAAACAAUAUCUUAAUCGAACGGGAGUGCUAAUGAUUUUAAUGGCAACCGGAAGUGUUCGUUUCCAAUAUUUCGACAUCAAUAACCGAAAGUGCUCAUUACCUGGACAAAACUAAUUACUGUAACUCCAGCUGUUAUGGAAGAAACUUUUACCACAAGUGUUCAUGAGAUUUGAAGCCAGAUUUGAGAAGCUGUGAAUG
Messenger RNA from Ylistrum balloti, 1412 nucleotides. RefSeq lists its product as uncharacterized. The record is from RefSeq and is a predicted model, not a curated record. The transcript has 3 exons. NCBI's taxonomy places the organism in Eukaryota, Metazoa, Mollusca, Bivalvia, Pectinida, Pectinidae. The coding region runs from base 540 to 1148 and encodes 202 amino acids.